CCAUGGAGAGCCUGGCGCGGGGGCUGGUGCGCCUGGCCAAGGGCAGCGCCCGGCCCGAGCGCGCCGGCUUCCUGCAGAGCGUCACCGGGCACUUCUGUGCAUCCCAUGAGGACGAGGCGACGGUCUGCUGCGGCUUGGACCAAAACCAGUUUGUCAUUUCCGACAGCGAGUUCCCUGGCUCCACCCGGAUCCUUCUAAAGAGACCGUCCUUUUGUCCCAUCAAGCACCUGGAGGAGAGGCAGGCUGCCGCGCUGCCAGAGGCACUCCGAGGCCGCGGGGUGGACGUGGGGGUGGCCGUCAUCCUGCAGUCUGUUGACAGGAGAGUCCUGCUCACACGAAGGGCCAAGAAUCUCAGCAUCUUCCCCAACGUGUGGGUGCCCCCCGGUGGGCACAUGGAGCCGGAUGAACAGUUGCUGGAGGCGGGCCUGCGGGAGCUGCAGGAGGAGACAGGCUUGCGGCUGGAGCCGGGCGGGUUCUCCUGGAGGAUGCUGGGCCUGUGGGAGUCCGUGUACCCGCCCAUGCUGAGCAGAGGGCUGCCGAGGCGGCACCACGUUGUUGCGUACCUGUUGCUUCUUUCCACCGAGAGCCACCAGCAGCUGCAGACAAGGAUCAAGGCAGACGAGAGCGAGGUCAGCGCCUAUGCCUGGCUGGAACCCCACAUUCUGGAGUGUAUCGCGGCGGUCGAGGAUGGAGCAGAGAACACGGGACGCGUGCCCAACAACCUCCCCUCAACCAUCGAAGCCACAGAGCUGAGCGGGGGCUCGGCCCGGCCCACGGAACUUCCUGCUGUCACCUUCCUGAACACAGCACCUGCAGCGGGGCAAGAUGUGGAACGGGUCAGCACCGGGACCAGGUUUGCCCUUCGGCUCUGGCUAGACACCUUAGCCGUGCGGGACAAGUGAGCAGCGAAAUCCCAGGCCCCGACCUCCCCGCGGGGCAGACAGCUGGGGAGUGGAGCUGCCGGCGAAGGAGGUGGGCUCUGUCACCAUCGCCUGCCCUCGGACCUGGCUUUACCAAGCAUGGCUGCAGAGGCCUGCCCAGAAUGAAGUUCCUUCUCACUGCUCCAAGCCCUAGCAGGAAGGGAAGGUGGGCAGUGGGGUCGCUCUCUGGCUCUCCCUCCUAUGAAGGAAGCGACCGACAAGAAGGGAAGGCAACUCCUGAAUGGACUGGGUGGGCGUUCCACCACUAAGCCCAAAACCCGGCUGCCUGGGACAGGGGGGAGUCGUUCACUGUCUUGGAAGCCAGCGUGUGGUAAGACACGUCCAGUAACAUUCAAAUAACUGCCCCUGCCCUUAGCCAUCCAAGUGUCUUGCUUAGCCAAAGGGUGCACUGAAGAGACAGCGUGUGUCAGCGGUUUGAGCUCAGGCCUUCAAGCUAGGAACUUCUGUUCCAAUUCCACCUUCCACUGACUACUUCAGGGCUCUGCCUCAGUUUCCCCUUGGGGAAAUGGGGCUAACUCACCCUUCUUCCCAGCUCCCAGCUGCUCAAAUCCAGCUUGAACAGAGGGGUCUGCUCCCCCAGUGACUGACACCGGCACAGCGGGGGGCUGCUUUGAACUUUAUUAUCUAAAAGGUAGUUUGCAUAUACAGAAGUGUUGCAAAUAAUAAACAGCUGGAUAUCAAACGGACAGAAUAAAUAAACCAGAGAAAGUGGCUAGCUGCUUUUUAAAGGUGUCUAGAUAACGUUUACCAAGUGAGAGCUUAUAAAACACUAAAGGACUUGAGACAGUAUCAAAACCCUAGAUGCUCCUCUACCCUCCAACUACCCCCCUCCCCACACACACACACACACCCUCUACACAAACAACUUGUAUGUACAACCCUUGAAAACAGCCAGUGCUCCCUGUAAAGGCAUAAUACCUUAAUGUCGGUCUCUUCAGCUUCUAGCUACCACCACCUGUACGUAACACUGAAAGUACCUGCCUCUCAAAGGGUACAGUGGAGCCACUGGAUUGUCACGCGAGUUGAUCAGCCUGUGACUGGCCUUGGAGGAUCUUGGUAGGAGACAGUCCAAUGGACAGACGGGUAGGGUUACAAAUGUGUAUAGAAAUGUGCCUUUACUGGGAGCAGGUCUGUCCAUCCCCCCUCCCCCCAACAUCAGAACUUUAAAAACCCCACAAACAAUUAUGUUCCCACUGCAAUGUACACAGUACAUUUGUUCUGGUCCUAAGUCCCUUUUCAACUUGGUGCUGGGAAGAUUAGCAGAGAGAAAGGGAUUUGCAAAAGUCCAGUAACCUCUCCAAGCACCAUUUUUCCAAAAAGCAAAUCCUCGACCUAGCACUUCUCCACCAAGGAUUUCAAAGCAGUUCACGCAAGUGAGGAAGGAUGAUUCUUGGUUCACAGAGAGCUAAGUCUGUCACUUGGAGGUUUUCAGGUGAAAAGUACCAAGCAAGCUAGUUCUGAGGGCUGGUAUUUUGAAGGAGAGUGUAGUAGUUGGUUCAUUUUCCAGCCGACUGCUCUUUAAAUGCAGAGCGUCAGCUGGACUCGUCCCUCUCCAAAACGGAGGGAAAAUGAUUAGCUCAACUAAGCCUGGGCGAAGAAUACAAGGUAAAGCUGCACCUUAACUAUUUCCUCAGUAGGAUUUACAACUUUGAUUGCAGUCAGACGUUCAUUACAACUAAGAUACAAGAACCACUGAAGUCACAGCAGAAGUCUGGGCACAGCUAUCCCAGACCACCCUUCUCCAGAACCACAGGGAAAUUGGUUUGUUUUAAAGUUCUUGAUGGGGACACUGGGGGGGGGGGGGAAGGUGCAAAAAACUGCUACAUGUUAUACCUCUCUGAAUGCCAUUUUGACCAUCUUGAUGCAUCGAACUCCUGCCAAUCUUGCUACAGUAAUAAAAAUAUGACCUUGGCAGUAGGUACUUGGGGUAGUUUAGCGAGCCCUUGGUGACGCAGGACACUCAAAUCAGCAGCUGUGAUGCGGUAAAGGUUACAAACAAAGGUAUACAUUUAAAUACAUAAAUAAACUGUGCAACAGGCGAUGUGCUGUCCCCGCGAAGGCGCUGUAGCGGGGACAACACAACCUUCAUUUAGUCCUCAGGAGAUACACACAGGGAGGUCUUUGGAGUUUUGGAUGUACAAAAGCUGCAACUGAAAAUAUAGCUAUGUUCUCUGUACAGAUCUGUAUUGGAAAUAUUUAGGAGGAGGAAAAGAAAUCUACAUUUAAAAAAAAUACAUCGUAAUUACAUCCGAGACAGACUGGGCCGAGCUGCCCAGUGCCUCUGCAAGGGGAUGGAUGGGAGACAAAAGCCCUGGCAGUCACCCUGCUACACCUCCACUCGAUACUGUCCUAUCUGCAGGAGGGUUCACAGGCAAGAAUCCCUCCCCACCCCCGCUGGCCGCCUCUAGCAUCCCAAUAAAGAACUGCCCCAACCCACAUGUAAAUGCCACUGAUGGGACAUCAAUUCCAAUGGCCUCUUUUCGCCUUGAUUCUUACCAAAAAGAAGAUUACGUCAUAAUGAGGAGACAACACUAAAACAGAGGCCAGGAAAUGGCUAACUUUAAAGGGACGCGGGUGGUGAACAUUCAUAAUUAAAAAGUGAACGUUUCCUUUCCUGCGCUACUCAUAAUGCCACAGGUUCUUCAAUUAAAAAACCGCACAUUUACAAAAUCUCUUUUCUCCUUGAAAACGGAUCGAUCAGUUUCUCUUUCUGGCGCUCACCUACUAGCACAUUCAGUUACAAACACGAGAAGUUUGCACAGGGGUUUGAAGAACGGAUUCGCUCUGCAGAGCUGAGUUUGGGGCCCAACGGUGUUGUUUCAGCUCUUUCAAUCGAGGGCGAGGUGGGAGGGAGCCCCAACUUCUCACCUGCUUAAUGGGAAAACUUAAGAGCAUGUAGGCUGCAGAUUUGCC
Molecule: messenger RNA, 3854 nt
Organism: Gopherus evgoodei (Goodes thornscrub tortoise)
Lineage: Eukaryota; Metazoa; Chordata; Testudines; Testudinidae
Gene: NUDT17
Product: nudix hydrolase 17
Exons: 8
Coding region: 3-902 (299 amino acids)
Biological process (GO): NAD+ catabolic process; NADP+ catabolic process
Cellular component (GO): cytosol
Molecular function (GO): NADH pyrophosphatase activity
Source: RefSeq, a predicted model, not a curated record